AUGAACUGCAAUAAUAGCGGAAAGACUUACAUGGUUACGCUUGAGGGAACAAGGCAAAUGAACCUAGAUAAGAUCAUAAUACUGCUGAAACAGGGGAAGCAUAUACGGGAGGACUGUGUGUACUCACUAUGUAUUCAAGCGCAAGAACUUUUGAUGAACGAGUCGAAUGUUACGCAUGUAGACACUCCUGUGACAAUAUGUGGAGACAUUCAUGGCCAGCUACACGACCUGCUAACACUGUUUGAAAAAAGUGGUGGGGUAGAGAAGAGCCGAUAUAUUUUCUUGGGCGACUUCGUUGAUAGAGGCUUCUAUUCUUUAGAGUCCUUUUUACUUUUACUAUGCUACAAGCUAAGAUAUCCCGAUAGAAUAACACUUAUUCGCGGCAAUCACGAAACGAGACAGAUCACCAAAGUUUAUGGGUUCUAUGACGAGAUAAUGAGGAAAUACGGGAAUAGUAAUGUCUGGAGAUACUGUUGCGAAGUAUUCGACUACCUCUCAUUAGGUGCCAUAAUAAACGAACGAGUGUUUUGCAUACACGGCGGUCUCUCGCCAGACAUUACGACCAUUGACGAGAUACGGAGUAUCGACAGGAAGCAAGAGGUGCCGCAUGAGGGCGCGAUGUGCGAUCUACUGUGGUCGGACCCUGACGAAGUCGAUACAUGGUCUCUUUCGCCAAGAGGAGCAGGUUUUCUAUUUGGCAAGGGUGAGGUUGAUCAAUUCUUGCAAACGAAUAACAUAGAGCUCAUCGCUCGCGCCCACCAGCUAGUAAUGGAGGGAUACAAAGAAAUGUUCGACGGCGGACUUGUCACCGUGUGGUCUGCCCCGAACUACUGCUACAGAUGUGGCAAUGUAGCCGCGGUUCUCACGAUCGAUGGCCAGCUCGAGAGAAGCUACACAAUAUUUGAUGCUGUGCAAUCUCAAAACGGCAUGGGCCAUACCAUAAUACCCACCAAGAAGCCGCAAAUGGACUACUUCUUGUGA
Messenger RNA from Zygotorulaspora mrakii, 981 nucleotides. RefSeq names its product phosphoprotein phosphatase PP4 catalytic subunit PPH3 (gene PPH3). Lineage: Eukaryota; Fungi; Ascomycota; Saccharomycetes; Saccharomycetales; Saccharomycetaceae. The record is from RefSeq and is a predicted model, not a curated record. Gene Ontology annotation, biological process: peptidyl-serine dephosphorylation; double-strand break repair via homologous recombination. Bases 1 to 981 code for a protein of 326 amino acids. Gene Ontology annotation, molecular function: protein serine/threonine phosphatase activity. Gene Ontology annotation, cellular component: cytoplasm; nucleus. The transcript has a single exon.